AUCAUUACUAGAUGCCAUACCAACAGUCAUCUGGGUUAAGCUGCAACCAAAAUGGCAAAGUACAAGCUUGUUCUCUUAAGACAUGGAGAAGGAGCCUGGAACAAGGAGAAUCGCUUCUGCAGCUGGGUGGACCAGAAGUUGAGUAGCGAUGGGAUAAAGGAAGCUAAGAACUGUGGCAAACACCUUAAAGCAUUAGGUUUUGAGUUUGACCUUGUCUUUACCUCUGUCCUGAGCCGUUCCAUCCAGACUGCAUGGCUGAUCCUGGAAGAGAUGGGCCAAGAGUGGGUCCCCAUGCAGAGUUCCUGGCGACUGAAUGAACGUCACUAUGGUGCAUUGAUAGGUCUCAACAGAGCAGAAAUGGCUCUGAAUCAUGGAGAAGAGCAAGUGAAAAUAUGGAGGAGAAGCUACGAUGUUACCCCACCUCCCAUAACUGAAUCUCAUCCAUACUAUGACGAGAUUUGCAAUGAUCGCAGGUAUAAAUGCAGUGACGUCCCUCAGGAUCAUCUUCCAAAGGCUGAAAGCUUAAAAGAUGUGCUUGAUAGACUUCUUCCCUACUGGAAUGAAAAGAUAGUGCCCGAGCUGAAAAGUGGCAAAAUGAUCCUCAUAUCUGCCCAUGGCAACAGCAGCAGGGCACUACUCAAACACGUGGAAGGUAUAUCUGAUGAGGACAUCAUGAAUGUUACUCUCCCCACUGGAGUGCCCGUACUUCUUGAAUUUGAUGAGAAUCUACACCCUCUGGGCCCUCAUCGCUUUCUUGGUGAUCAAGAGGCUAUCCAAGCUGCGAUCAAAAAAGUGGAAGAUCAAGGGAAAGUUAAAUCAACUGAGAAGUAAAAUCCCACUGACUGACAAAGUCCUCCUCUCUAAAGUGUGUGGUAGUUAAGUGAUGCUUUGUGUGUGAGUGCUAGGUUGCACUGUGCAGAAGUCUAAAUUUCAAGCACUAAAUAAGUGGAAGGGACAGUUGUUGAGUCUUGGUCGGUAGAUAAACCCCCUUCCUUUCAGAACCGGAAUUCAAAUCUCAGUGUGAGAUAUGA
Messenger RNA from Tinamus guttatus (white-throated tinamou), 1031 nucleotides. It is a transcript of the gene BPGM, whose product is annotated as bisphosphoglycerate mutase. Gene Ontology annotation, molecular function: intramolecular phosphotransferase activity. Lineage: Eukaryota; Metazoa; Chordata; Aves; Tinamiformes; Tinamidae. The record is from RefSeq and is a predicted model, not a curated record. Gene Ontology annotation, biological process: glycolytic process.